AUGGGUCUCACCCAAUCCUCUUCCAUCAUCAAUAACGAGCCCCUCAGUCCAUUCGAGAGCAAAGCCCGGAUACACGCCCAUGUCGCCUUCUUCGCGUUCGUGGUCGGUCUGCCCUUGGGGAUGAUUGCUGCGCGAUAUCUUCGUACGGUAUAUAAAGGAUGGUUGUUACCACAUAUGAUCAUCAACGGACUCUUCGUAGGCCCGCUCGUCUUCGCUGCGUUCGGAUUGGGAGUUCAGGCUACGAACAUGGGCUUCCAGCCUCAUUUCAUCGAUCCACAUCAGAAAGUCGGCCUCGCACUCUUCAUAAUGUACAUCGCCCAGGUCCUCCUCGGUUCCUUCACGCACUGGAUCAAGGUCCCAAGUUUACAGCGACUUCCGGGACGGAGGGCGCCACAGAAUUAUCUGCAUGUUCUGUUGGGGGUCGCUAUCGUCGUUUUGGCUUCGUGGCAGACACAUUAUGGACUCUGGACGGAAUGGGCUUUCGUGACGGGGAAUGUGCAUCCUACGAAUAAGGGCUGUCAACGGUUCUGGAUCGCUAUGAUGGUCGUAAGUCACCUUCCUGUUCCCUUCUUCCUGUUCCCUUCUUCCUCCUCCCUCCUCCAUCUUCGCUCUUCAUUCCGCCCAUAUCGUAGAGUACAUCGCUCACCUUCGACUUCGAUCUCCCAGGUCAUGUGGGGUAUCUACGCCCUCGGCUUUAGUCUCCUCCCGCGCCAGGUCAAGCACGAAGCGGACGCGCGGAACUAUCAAGGGACGAACGUGCCCAGCGGAAAGGCAGAGAAGACGAUUCCUAGGUCAUCUUCCGAUGUUCCGUUGACGGCUUGA
Molecule: messenger RNA, 822 nt
Organism: Stereum hirsutum FP-91666 SS1
Lineage: Eukaryota; Fungi; Basidiomycota; Agaricomycetes; Russulales; Stereaceae
Exons: 4
Coding region: 1-822 (273 amino acids)
Molecular function (GO): transmembrane monodehydroascorbate reductase activity
Source: RefSeq, a predicted model, not a curated record